Molecule: messenger RNA, 1052 nt
Organism: Acinonyx jubatus (cheetah)
Lineage: Eukaryota; Metazoa; Chordata; Mammalia; Carnivora; Felidae
Product: olfactory receptor 2L5-like
Exons: 1
Coding region: 120-1052 (310 amino acids)
Biological process (GO): G protein-coupled receptor signaling pathway
Cellular component (GO): membrane
Molecular function (GO): olfactory receptor activity; G protein-coupled receptor activity
Source: RefSeq, a predicted model, not a curated record
UUAAAGAGUUACAAUGUUUCAUUAGUAAAUCAGUUUGGAACAAAAAAAGGAAUUAAUAAAAGCUAAUUUUUUUGUAUGUAAUAUGUGUUUCUCUUUAGGGAAAGCUAAAUUAAUGUCCCAUGGAAAAUAAUAACCAAACUUCUACUGAUUUUUUCUUAUUGGGAUUAUUCCCACCAUCAGAAAUUGGCCUGUUUUCCUUCAUUUUCAUUGUUCUCAUUUUCUUAAUGGCUCUUUUUGGCAACAUGUCCAUGAUCAUCGUCAUCCUCCUGGACACUCAUCUCCACACACCCAUGUACUUUCUACUUAGUCAGCUCUCCCUCAUGGACCUGAACUACAUCUCCACCAUUGUCCCCAAGUUGGCGUCCAAUUAUCUCUUUGGAAAUAAGUCGAUUUCUUUCAUUGGGUGUGGAGUUCAGAGUUUCUUCUUCAUUACAUUAGCUGGUGCAGAAGGAUUACUGUUAGCCUGUAUGGCUUAUGAUCGUUAUGUGGCCAUUUGCUUUCCUCUUCACUAUGUCAUUCAUAUGAGAAAAAGAGUACUUGUGUUGAUGAUUACAGGAUCUUGGAUAAUGAGCUCGAUCAACUCCUGUGCCCACAAUGUAUAUGCCCUCCAUAUCCCUUAUUGUAGAUCCAGAACCAUCAAUCAUUUCUUCUGUGAUCUCCCGGCCAUGUUGACACUGGCCUGCAUGGACACCUGGGUCUAUGAGUACACGGUGUUUGUGAGCACCACACUCUUCCUUGUGUUACCUUUCAUUGGCAUUGCGUGUUCCUAUGGCCGAGUUCUCCUCACCAUCUGCCGCAUGCACUCAACAGAAGGGAGGAAGAAGGCCUAUUCCACCUGUAGCACACACCUCACUGUGGUGACUUUCUACUAUGCACCCUUUGCUUACACUUACCUACGCCCAAGAUCGCUGAGAACUCCAACAGAGGACAAAAUUCUGGCCGUCUUCUACACGAUCCUGACCCCAAUGCUCAACCCCAUCAUUUACAGCCUGAGAAACAAGGAGGUGAUGGGAGCCCUGAGAAGAGUGAUUCAGAGGAUCUGCUCUGUAUAA